Messenger RNA from Staurois parvus, 299 nucleotides. Lineage: Eukaryota; Metazoa; Chordata; Amphibia; Anura; Ranidae. The record is from the annotation of a GenBank genome assembly.
GGGGCCCCUGUGUCCUUGCCCACACUCAAAAAAGCCUAUGAAAAAGGUACCAGGGGCAUCUCAUGGGGCCCCCUACUGACCCCGGGCCCUCGGGCAGGGAUUAUGGUCCUUGCCCACACUCAAAGCACACCCCCAAAAAAGCCUAUAAAAAGGUACCAGGGGAAAUUCAUGGGGCCCCCUACUGACCCCGGGCCCUUGGGCAGUGCCCAAGUGCUCAAAUGGUCAGUCCACCCCUGAUCUGGAUAUGUUUUUAUUAUGCACCAAUCAGCCAUAAUGUUAUGAUCACUGGUAAAGUAUGA